Messenger RNA from Closterium sp. Naga37s-1, 3015 nucleotides. The record is from the annotation of a GenBank genome assembly. Lineage: Eukaryota; Viridiplantae; Streptophyta; Zygnematophyceae; Desmidiales; Closteriaceae.
AUGGCUUCCGUGAUAACCUCCCCGCACACCGCCACGCUUCCUCGCUGUCCGCGCGCCGCGUGCCAGCCGUCGCCUCCAGCCGCCAUCCCUGCAUUGCAGAUUAGGCACCAUCACCACCACCAGCAGCACCCCCAGCAGCAGCAGCAGCAGCAGCAGCAGCAGCACCAGCAGCGCCGUUACAGUCAACAACUACAGGUCGCCUCCUUGCAGCCGCGACGGGCGGGGAAUGCGCACGAUUGGCACGCGCAUGCCACGUAUUGGGCACGUGGCUGGCACUCGCCCCGCCUCCUGAAUCGGCCACUUCCAUUUAGUGACCGUCAUUCGCGGCACGAGCAACAGCCUGGUCUUUUCGCAACCGCACCCCCCUUCCCAUCGCCGCACUCGCGCCAGCGUGGCAUGCAGGAGAGCCCACGUGUCGCCCAUCCGCACCUACGUGGCGUGCAGGCGAGCUCUCAUGGGUCGGACGCGGCGGGGCGCCUGCUGGCGGCGGGGGUCCGUGACUCGCAGCAGGGCGGCGCCUCAACGUGGGGCGGCUCGACAUUGGGCGGCUCGGCUUUGGGCGGCUCGACGUGGGGAGGUGAUGCGAGGGGCGGGACAACGGGGUCGCCUGGCAGGGACACGCGGUGCCAGCUGUUCUCGUCCCAAACGGCCCUGCGCAUUCCGCCCCUCACUAUAGUCACGGAGGCGGCAGCCAUGGACGAGCGCGAGGUGGCGGCGCUGCUGGCAGCAUCUGGGCAGAACGGACAACUCUUCCCCGCCCUGCUGCCGCCCGAGUCGCCGCCCGACGGCCGCCCGGUGCCCCGAAACGUGAACGUGGCUCGCGUGCCGGUGGACCAGAGGAGAGUCAGACGGGCUGAUGCUGCCAAGAUGAGGAGAGCGCUGGAUAAGAGCACAGUGACAGUGGGUCUGUACGUGAAGAAGGAAGACCUCUCAGAGGAUUAUUACACUGAGGAGGGCGAGGAGGUGGGGCAGGGGGAGGGAGAGGAGGUGGGGAAAGCGGAGGAGGGGGUGAGGAAGGAGAGGAAGGGCAGUGUGGAAGACGGCAGUGGUAGUGAUGGUGGGAGUGAUAGUGAGAGCAGCAGCAGCACCACCACCACCACCACAAGUGAUUGGGACACGCCAAGCAAGGGGGGUAGCAAUGGGGCGAGGGGGGGCAAGAGGAGGGGGAUGAGCAAGUGGGCGCGGAGGAGGAGGGCGAAGGCGGUGGAGGAGGCGCGGCGCAGUGUGGAGGGCAAGAGGCUUGUGGCGUUUGGGCGGGCGUACUCCGAUGGCACGCUCACUGCUGCCGUGCAUGACAUCGCGGUGGCACCAAUAUACAGGGGCCGUGGCCUCGGUACAAGGGUGCUGCAGAGAAUCCUCAGGGAGCUCCUAUCGAGGGGCAUAGGGGACAUCUCUGCUGUCGUGUGGCCCAACCAGCGGCGCGCGCGUGGACCAAGGCGCGCGCGUGGACCAAGGCGCGCGCGUGGACCAGGGCGUGCGCGUGGACCAAGGCGCGCGCGCGUGGACCAAGGCGCGCGCCCGUGGACCAAGGGGCGCGCGUGGACCAAGGCGCGCGCGUGGACCAAGGCGCGCCCGUGGACCAAGGCGCGCGCGUGGACCAAGGCGCGCCCGUGGACCAAGGCGCGCGCGUGGACCAAGGCGCGCUCGUGGACCAAGGCGCGCCCGUGGACCAAGGCGCGCCCGUGGACCAAGGCGCGCGCGUGGACGAAGGCGCGCCCGUGGACCAAGGCGCGCCCGUGGACCAAGGCGCGCGCGUGGACCAAGGCGCGCGCGUGGACCAAGGCGCGCGCGUGGACCAAGGCGCGCGCGUGGACCAAGGCGCGCCCGUGGACCAAGGCGAGCCCGUGGAGCAAGGCGCGCCUGUCGACCAAGGCGCGCCCGUCGACCAAGGCGCGCCCGUGGACCAAGGCGCGCCCGUGGACCAAGGCGCGCGCGUGGACCAAGGCGCGCGCGUGGACCAAGGCGCGCGCGUGGACCAAGGCGCUCCCGUGGACCAAGGCGCUCCCGUGGACCAAGGCGCGCCCGUGGACCAUGGCGCGCCCGUGGACCAAGGCGCGCCCGUGGACCAAGGCGCGCCCGUGGACCAAGGCGCGCCCGUGGACCAAGGCGCGCCCGUGGACCAAGGCGCGCGCGUGGACCAAGGCGCGCCCGUGGACCAAGGCGCGCGCGUGGACCAAGGCGCGCCCGUGGACCAAGGCGCGCCCGUGGACCAAGGCGCGCCCGUGGACCAAGGCGCGCCCGUGGACCAAGGCGCGCGCGUGGACGAAGGCGCGCCCGUGGACCAAGGCGCGCCCGUGGACCAAGGCGCGCCCGUGGACCAAGGCGCGCGCCACCUUCUCUUCCACACCCCUCCUUUCCUUUCUUCCUCUGGCUCUCCUUGUAUCAUCCACACCCCUUUCGGGGUUCCGGUUCGACCGCCUCCAGACCACCACGAUGCUCUUCAAGGGUCUGCCGCCUGCACACGCUGACCGCAACAACAACACCAGUGGUGGCAGCAGCAGUAACAGUGGCAGCAGCAGCAGCAGCAGCAGCAACAGCAGCAACAGCAGCAGCAGCAGCAGCAGCAGCAGAGAAAUUGGCAUAGCAGACGACAACCAGCAGCUGCAGAGGCAUACUGAUGCUGGCUUCCAACCAGCAGAGGGGACGGCAGCAGAGGGGACGGCAGCAGAGGGGACGGCAGCAGAGGCAGCAGAGGCAGCAGAGGGGAUAAUAAGGCAACGGGAAGGUUCAUCAGCCCAUGAGCAAGGCAAGGGGGGCAGGCAGGCAGAGGAAAGAGAGGCAGCACAUGAGGCAGAGCAUGAGGAGACAAGCGAGGUGCAGUGGGGGGGUUGGAGCAUGCGCAUACCACCACCCCUGCAGGUGCCUUACCCGCUCAAGGCACCCUUGCCAGCCCUGGUGACUCAACAAACGACAGCAGCAGUUGCUGCUGCUGAGGCACGGCCGGUGGCAGGGCAGCAGGCAGGGGGGGAGGCAGAGGGGCAACGAGGGGGCGUGAAAUUCCCGUGGGGGAGAUAA